Onychostruthus taczanowskii (white-rumped snowfinch) is the source of this 882-nucleotide messenger RNA. Its product is annotated as probable D-lactate dehydrogenase, mitochondrial. Gene Ontology annotation, biological process: lactate catabolic process. Lineage: Eukaryota; Metazoa; Chordata; Aves; Passeriformes; Passeridae. The transcript has 4 exons. Gene Ontology annotation, cellular component: mitochondrion. The record is from RefSeq and is a predicted model, not a curated record. The coding region runs from base 54 to 578 and encodes 174 amino acids. Gene Ontology annotation, molecular function: FAD binding; D-lactate dehydrogenase (NAD+) activity; D-lactate dehydrogenase (cytochrome) activity.
GGAGGGACAGACAGGCUGCGGGGAGGGCAGUGUCCCUGUCCUGUGCAGUUCCCAUGUUCCAGUUCUUGUCCCGUUGCAACAUGGCCCUUCGGAGGGUGCUGGCGCUGGCGGCAGCCCCGGGGCGCCGCAGCAGCAGCUCCAAGCCCUCGCUGGCCCCUGACUUCGUGGAGGCCCUGAGGGCCGUGGUCGGGGCCCCCAAUGUCUCCACGGCCACAGCGGUGCGGGAGCAGCACGGCCACGAUGAGUCCAUGCACCCCUGUGCCCCCCCGGACGUCGUGGUGUGGCCCCAGGCCGUGGGGCAGGUGCAGGAGCUGGCAGCCCUCUGUCACCGCCACCGUGUGCCCAUGGUGCCCUUCGGCACCGGUACCGGCCUGGAAGGAGGCGUCAAUGCCGUGCAGGGCGGUGUCUGCUUUGACCUGAGCCGCAUGGACGCCAUCGCAGAGCUGAGCCUCGAGGACUUCUCGGUGACGGUGGAGCCCGGUGUCACCCGCAAGGCCCUCAAUAAGCACCUGCGUGGCACGGGGCUCUGGUUCCCUGUCGGUACUGUGGGCACGAGGGGGUCAUGGAGCUGGGGGUGACAGCUCUGGAGGGGCUGGUGAUGGCUCCACACCUGAGGAGCCUCUAUGAGUGAGGGUGCCAUGGUUCUUAUGGUUCUGGAUGGGUUGAAUUGCCAGGACCAGGAAUGCUUGCGGUCAUGGGUGACCAUCCUCUCUGCCACACCAAACCCCUAGGUCCCACAGUGACCAUGGCCCCUGUCAAGGUGCUGUGAGGGACACUCAUCUCAUACUGGUUUUGGGGCCAUGUGGGCCCCAGUGCCCUGCUUUUCCACCCCUCAUUUUCCCCCAACAUGCUCUUAAGACCAGUCCCUUGUGUCAUAUUAAC